AUGGACAAGCACAUCAAGAUGUCCUACUGCCACUUUGAGGGCUUCAAGGUGCUCGCAAAGAACUACCUACAUGUCAUUGAACACGAGCUGUUUGGGGAACUUCAGCGCCUGCUCGAGGAGACCGACAUGUCGCCUGCUGACGUUGCAGAGAACCUGAUGCCCAUGUCCAAGAAGAAAAAGAGGGACCCAGAUGUGUGCUUGAUAGGCCUACUCGAGGCGCUCAAGCAGGCCAAGGAGGAAGUGGCGGCGGCCAUGGUGAAGGAGGCAGAGGAGGCUCAAGCGAAGAAAGCCAAGGAGAUAGAGGUGAAGAAAGCCAAGGAUGGAGACAAAGAGAAGGACAAAGCACCCGAGGCAACCAAUGGGGAUAUUAAGCAAGGUGACAAGUGA
Messenger RNA from Triticum turgidum subsp. durum (durum wheat), 387 nucleotides. The record is from the annotation of a GenBank genome assembly. Lineage: Eukaryota; Viridiplantae; Streptophyta; Magnoliopsida; Poales; Poaceae.